CCACUUCUCGGCAAGGCUGUACAUUUUUUUGAAGGCGAAAACCCUACGCCUGGGUCGGCCACGACGCUCGCAGACGCAGGGCAAGAAUGGCGCAAAUCCACCUGGAGUCCAUGCAGACCGCCGUCCCCACGCGCGUCGCGCUGGAGCGCGGGCGGACGCUGCCCAUCGCCGUGACCGGGCCGCCGAUCGCGGCCGCGGAGCUGCAGCACCGGUUCCGCGUCGUGCUCUACUACCACGACCGGCUGGAGGGCGAUGCGAUGGCGCAGCUGGAGCAGGCCGCGUGGGUGCAGGAAUCGCUCAGCGCGGCGCUGGCCGACCACCCGAAGAUGGCCGGGCGGCUGUGGCGGCGGCGGCACGCCGCCGGCCGCGGCGAUGGGCCGUGGGACUGGGACGUGAAGCUCUGCGACGCCGGCGUGCGGCUGCUCAUGGCGUCGGUGGACACGACCCUGACCGCGUUCCUGGAGGCGGAGGACCGCGAGAGCAAGGAGCCCGCGCUGGCGCUCUGGACGGACGUGGAGGCCAAGGACCCCGAGAAGUGUUCCCCUUUCGUCAUGCAGUUGACGCGGUUCCAUGGCGGCGGCUACGCCAUCGGCGCGUGCUGCAGCCUGCUCCACGCCGACCCGCUGUCGUUCAUCGACUUCCUCAAGUCGUGGGCGCGCACGCACGCGCAGCUGCAGGCGCAGGACAAGCUCGUCCCCGACCACAACCAGAUGCUACGGUACACGCACUACUUCCGAAACCCAGGCGCCGCCACGAGGCGUCUCAGGUCCACCCCCCUCGUCUCCGUGGCCGGCGACGCCGCGGCCACCGUGCUCUUCAGGGUCGCCGGCGACGCGCCGGACCGCCGCGCGCUCGCCGAGGCGUGCGUCGCGCAGGCCAGCGAGAAGCUGGGGGUGGAGAAGCCGACGCGGUUCACGGUUCUCGCCGGCGACGGCCUGGGAGGGCUGAACGUCCUGCGUUCCCGCGCGGGAGGUGACGGGGAGAUGACGCCGCCGCCUCCGGGACACUUGCUUCGAGGCGCGUGCUGGCAAGAGGCUGGUCUCGAGGAGGCCGUGCUGGAUCUGGAAGGGUGCAAGCCCGUGCACGUCUCCUGCAGCAUCGUCUCGCCGUGCGCCGAGGAGGGGAUCGUCGUUGUGAUGCAGGCAGGGGCCGGUGCCGAGCUCUGGGUCAGUGCGACUGUUCCGAGCAGGAAGUGAUCAAGGUGGACACGCCACGUCACAUGAUAUACGUCCACGUAUUUUAGUGGCAAAAAAUAGCGCAAUAACAAACAUACUGUUGCAAGUGGAAUCGAGAGAACGAAAACGAAAGACAAGAAUCGACGAGAAUGAAUGGGUGUACUUUAUUG
Messenger RNA from Hordeum vulgare subsp. vulgare (domesticated barley), 1345 nucleotides. RefSeq lists its product as uncharacterized. NCBI's taxonomy places the organism in Eukaryota, Viridiplantae, Streptophyta, Magnoliopsida, Poales, Poaceae. The transcript has 2 exons. Bases 87 to 1196 code for a protein of 369 amino acids. Gene Ontology annotation, molecular function: acyltransferase activity, transferring groups other than amino-acyl groups. The record is from RefSeq and is a predicted model, not a curated record.